Otolemur garnettii (small-eared galago) is the source of this 3755-nucleotide messenger RNA. It is a transcript of the gene MCF2L, whose product is annotated as MCF.2 cell line derived transforming sequence like. Gene Ontology annotation, cellular component: extrinsic component of membrane; cytoplasm. The record is from RefSeq and is a predicted model, not a curated record. The coding region runs from base 15 to 3575 and encodes 1186 amino acids. Lineage: Eukaryota; Metazoa; Chordata; Mammalia; Primates; Galagidae. Gene Ontology annotation, biological process: positive regulation of Rho protein signal transduction; intracellular signal transduction. The transcript has 32 exons. Gene Ontology annotation, molecular function: protein binding; guanyl-nucleotide exchange factor activity.
UGAAAAGCACCUUGAUGGCAGAGAAGGCAGCAUCACGGGGGACCCUGUGUCGGCUCUGGUCGCUGCCCCGGAGGCGCCGGGGGACCAUGGGACACCUGAAGCCAGAUGAGAUCAUGCACCAGGACAUCGUCCCGCUCUGCGCCGCCGACAUCCAGGACCAACUGAAGAAGCGUUUUGCGUACCUGUCGGGUGGACGGGGACAGGACGGAAGCCCAGUCAUCACCUUCCCUGACUACCCAGCCUUCAGCGAGAUCCCAGACAAGGAGUUCCAGAAUGUCAUGACCUAUCUCACCAGUGUCCCCAGCUUGCAAGAUGCUGGCAUCGGGUUCAUCCUGGUCAUAGACCGAAGGCGGGACAAAUGGACCUCUGUGAAGGCGUCAGUUCUGCGGAUAGCAGCGUCCUUCCCGGCAAACCUACAGCUUGUCCUUGUUCUUCGCCCAACGGGAUUUUUCCAAAGGACUCUCUCUGACAUCGCUUUCAAAUUCAAUAGAGAUGACUUUAAGAUGAAGGUUCCGGUCAUAAUGCUGAGCUCAGUGCCAGAUCUGCACGGCUACAUCGACAAGUCACAGCUGACCGAGGACCUUGGGGGGACCCUGGAUUACUGCCACACCCGGUGGCUGUGCCACCGCACAGCGAUCGAGAGCUUUGCUCUCAUGGUUAAGCAGACGGCCCAGAUGCUGCAGUCCUUUGGGACCGAGCUGGCCGAGACGGAGCUGCCCAAUGACAUCCAGUCAACAAGCUCGGUGCUCUGCGCACACACAGAGAAGAAGGACAAAGUGAAGGAGGACCUGAGGCUGGCACUGGAAGAGGGCCGCAGCGUCCUAGAGAGCCUCAGGACUCCUCUGGCCGAGGGCCUGGAGCACAGUGUGAACCAGGACCAGCUGGACAACCAGACCACCGUGCAGAGGCUCCUGGCCCAGCUGAAUGAGACUGAGGCUGCCUUUGAUGAGUUUUGGGCAAAACAUCAGCAGAAGCUCCAGCAGUGUCUGCAGCUGCGGCAUUUCGAGCAGGGUUUCCGUGAGGUCAAAGCUGCCUUGGAUGUGGUGUCCCAGAAGAUUGCAACCUUCACCGACGUUGGCAACAGCCUGGCGCACGUGGAGCACCUGCUGAAGGAUCUCAGCAGCUUUGAGGAGAAAUCCAGUGUGGCCAUGGGAAGGGCCCGGGCUCUGUGUCUGGAUGGUGAGCAGCUUAUUGAGAACAAGCACUAUGCUAUCGACUCAAUCCGCCCCAAGUGUGAGGAACUCCGGCACCUCUGUGACCAGUUCACAGCUGAGGUUGGGAGGAGACGGGGGCUACUCACCAAGGCCCUGGGACUGCAUAGCCUCCUGGAGACGUCCAUGAAGUGGUGUGACCAGGGGAUCUACCUGCUGGCCUCGCAGCCUGUGGACAAGUGCCAGUCCCAGGACGGGGCUGAAGCAGCCCUGCAGGAAAUUGAGAAAUUCUUGGAGACUGGUGCAGAAAACAAGAUCCAGGAGCUCAGUAACAUUUAUAAGGAAUAUGAAUCCAUCCUCAACCAAGACCUGAUGGAACACGUGCGGAAGGUCUUCCAGAAGCAGGAGAGCAUGGAGGAGAUGUUCCACCGCAGACAGGCCAGCCUGAAGAAGCUGGCGGCCAAGCAGACACGGCCUGUGCAGCCUGUGGCCCCCAGACCGGAGGUGCUGACAAAGUCACCCUGCCCCUCACCAGGUAUGAGGCGAGGUUCUGAGAACUCCAGCUCUGAGGGCAGCACACUGCGGAGAGGGCCCUACCGGAGAGUCAAGAGCGAGAUGAGCGGGAGCCGACAGGGCCGGAGCAGCUCUGCUGGGGAUGAGGAAGAGAGCCUGGCCGUCCUGCGCAGGCACGUGAUGAACGAGCUGCUGGACACAGAACGGGCCUAUGUGGAAGAGCUGCUGUGCGUCCUGGAGGGCUACGCAGCCGAGAUGGACAAUCCUUUGAUGACACAUCUCAUUUCAACAGACCUUCACAACAAGAAGGACAUUCUAUUUGGAAACAUGGAAGAAAUCUAUCACUUUCACAACAGGAUCUUCCUGAGGGAGCUGGAAGGCUACGUGGACUGCCCGGAGCUGGUGGGCAGGUGCUUCCUGGAGCGGAUGGAGGACUUCCAGAUCUAUGAGAAGUACUGUCAGAACAAGCCGCGCUCGGAGAGCCUGUGGCGCCAGUGCUCUGACUGCCCGUUCUUCCAGGAGUGUCAGAGGAAGCUGGACCACAAGCUGAGCCUGGAUUCCUACCUGCUGAAACCAGUCCAGAGAAUUACCAAGUACCAGCUGCUGCUCAAGGAGAUGCUCAAGUACAGCAAGAGCUGUGAGGGGGCUGAAGGGCUGCAGGAGGCACUCAGCUCCAUCCUGGGCAUUCUCAAGGCUGUGAACGACUCCAUGCACCUCAUCGCCAUUACCGGCUAUGACGGCAACCUGGGCGACCUGGGCAGGCUGCUCAUGCAGGGCUCCUUCAGCGUGUGGACAGACCACAAGAGGGGCCACACCAAGGUAAAGGAGCUGGCCAGGUUCAAGCCCAUGCAGCGGCACCUGUUCCUGCACGAGAAGGCCGUGCUCUUCUGCAAGAAGAGGGAGGAGAAUGGCGAGGGCUAUGAAAAGGCACCGUCCUACAGCUAUAAGCAGUCCCUGGAUAUGACUGCUGUCGGCAUAACGGAGAACGUGAAGGGGGACGCCAAGAAGUUUGAGAUCUGGUACAACGCCAGGGAGGAGGUCUACAUCAUCCAGGCACCAACCCCUGAAAUCAAAGCAGCCUGGGUGAACGAGAUCCGGAAGGUGCUGACGAGCCAGCUGCAGGCUUGCAGAGAGGCCAGCCAGCACCGUGCGUUGGAACAGUCCCAGAGCCUGCCCCUGCCUGCCUCGUCUAACACCAGUCCCUUGCAGGGGAACACAAGAAACAUCAAAAAGCUGGAAGAGAGGAAAACUGACCCCCUGAGCCUGGAAGGCUAUGUCAGCCCAGCACCAUUGCCAAAGCCCCCCGAGAAGGGCAGAGAUGAUGUGGUCACUAGCUCUACCUCAGAAAGCUCUGCGCUUUCCCGAAAGCGCUUUACCCUGCAGGGCCUUGCUAACAUCAAAGGUCAGAAAGCUUCUCCCACCAGUCCUGACAAAAAAGCCAAGCGGCACGAAGUAAAGAGUGACCCGACUCCCUUUGGUUUGCGAGGUUGGAGCAAGACACUCCCCUCACCAGAGGCCCCUAUGGACGAUGGGGAGUGGUCCAGUGCAGAGGAGCCUGUCAACUCCUCCGAUGCAGAGGAAGAUGUUAGCAGCCCCCCAAAGAAGCUGGUUCUGGGCACACACGCGGUUGUGGUGGGCCAUGAGGAGGGCGGCCCUGACACCCUGGCUGUGAGGAGCGGGAACACAGUGGAGCUGAUCCAGGAGGGUGACGAAGGCCGGUGGUUUGUCCGGGACCCGAGCACAGGCAAGGAGGGCUGGGUGCCGGCCAGCAGCCUGUCUGCCCCUCUUGGCAAAUCCAGCUCGACCCAGUGCCUGAGCAGCUCAGAGUCCAGCCCGGGGUCGGCCGUGCUAAGCAACUCCUCAAGCUGCAGUGACAGUGGCCAGGCCCCCUUCGCUGACCUACAGGGCUAGGCCGGCUGUGGACAAUCAGGCCGCAGUGCAGGAGACCAACAUGCGAACCCCUACGUUUUCUUUCUCUUGGGCUUGCUUAGUUUGGUGAGAGGACAGUGCUCUAAGAUGUCCUAAAAGGGAGGACCCUAAUCGCCCCACAUGAGCCACAAAGGCGGCUGGGGCCAGGGCCAGACACUAGAC